AUGUCGCUUUUUGAUCGCGACGAUGAUUCUGUUGUAUCAGAGUCGAGUAGUAGUAGCAUUCACAGUCCAAACCACGCUUUAGUUGAUGAUGUUUCUUCAAAGAAUACUUUAGAAUCUACUUUACCUCUCCAUGUACCACCUUUGUUUCCUACCAAUGAACCUUUACGUAUCAGUUCUAAUGCAACACGCGGUCAGUUUACCCUAACCGAAAGUGAGAUUCUUAGCGCCCAGCAGGAUCAAAAACGACUCUUAGAACGUAGGCUGGGCUCUCGGAUGGGGAUUCGAGGAGGUUUAAACGCUACUUUUAACCAACCUAGUAAUAAUCUUGCCAGUUCUGCUUCUUUAGGUAUAAAUGGGAAAACUGGUCGAAGUGAUUCAAGCGUAUUUGGGAACUCUAUUGCUGCUGCAUUACGUCUUCGAAAGGAGGAGCAAGAGGAGCUGCUCCUGCGUAAACUCUGUGCUGAACGCUCGAAUGAUCCGAGUUUAAUUGAAAAAGAUUUGGAGGUUGGGGUUUUUGUGACAUCGGCGUAUAAAAAGAUGCUCAGACACCAUCAAAAACGCUGCAGCGGCCUAGAUGAUGCUACCGACAAGGUUUCCUCCGAACCAACUGAUUCAGCGGAGAAAGGGGAGGACAAUGAUGAUGAUUUGUUAGAGUCUUAUAUUAGAAGCCUUGAGCGCAAUCUACCAAAGAUUCGCGCCAUCUCUGAGACUGAUCCUCCGAGGUUAUCGUGUAACAACGUGACCAACGGCCUGUCAUGUACUAGCAAAAGAAAGGCAUCAGAACUCGGCAGUCAUUAUGAUCAGGUUAUGCUUAUGCGGCUUCAUGAAGAUGCCCAAGCCUCUGGAAGGACACAGGAGCAGCAACCACCACAGGGCCACAGUAUUGAAGACGUUAUAAAUCGUCCUUCUUUGAGUGAAUUAAAGACGCUUGUUUUGACUGAAGGAGCUGUUACGCACACAGAGGAUGCCAUUUUAACGGAUGGAAAAGAGAUGUCUAUUCCCGAUGCGAUGAAUAAAUCUGUUCCGUGUUCUGGAGGCAAUACAGAUCGUCCGCCUGAUGCUGGAAGGGGAGUUAAAUCGCAGAAUGAAGCACUUAUUGAGCAUAAACGCACCCUUUUCUUGGCUCGUGAAGCUCGGAAGCGACGCCGUGUCGAUGCAGCUUUUAUUUAUGGGUGUGCGCAACGGUGUGAGGAGCGUAUGAUCAAAUUGCUACAUUUAGUGUGA
Phytomonas sp. Hart1 is the source of this 1224-nucleotide messenger RNA. The record is from the annotation of a GenBank genome assembly. NCBI's taxonomy places the organism in Eukaryota, Euglenozoa, Kinetoplastea, Trypanosomatida, Trypanosomatidae.